This is a messenger RNA of Fusarium subglutinans, 879 nucleotides long. Its product is annotated as killer toxin subunits alpha beta. Bases 1 to 879 code for a protein of 292 amino acids. NCBI's taxonomy places the organism in Eukaryota, Fungi, Ascomycota, Sordariomycetes, Hypocreales, Nectriaceae. The transcript has 3 exons. The record is from RefSeq and is a predicted model, not a curated record.
AUGCUCGUUCCAGUGGAUCGUGUUCAACGUGCUAAGUUGAAAGCAGGCUACAGGUCUAAUGUCAAAGACAACAGUAAUAAAGACUUGCCUAUUGAGCAUCGUGCGAACCUCAACAACUAUUACAAGAACAAAGUAUCUCUAGGUCGCGUUUGGUUCCACGAGUUAUUACAUAUCGACUGGGCUUCUGGAGUGGACUCGCCAUACCAUAUCACUGAUCUUAUCUGUAUACUAAUGGGUCAAGAUCGUAAACCUUUUCACCUGCCCAUUUAUGGUCCGCAGCUAACUAAAGGCCUGGCCAAGUUCAAACUUGGUGGACCUUGGUGGCUGAAGAGAAAUGCAGAUAACUUUGCAAUGUACGCUAUGGCCAAAACUGUACAGAAGGCUGCUGGCAAAUACCCCCAUCUUCCACUGGCAGUAACACUCGAGGGAGUACAGGACAAUCCCGAUGUCUUCAUGACGGGUAACAUCAUCAUCGAUCGAGAAGGAAGGACAACCAUAGUCGGCCCCGAAGAUCAAGGUGAAUGCCAGGCCCCCGAUGACGAAGAUGGUCUUGGGGAUAAGGUCAACGUCGUCCCUUUCAACUCUAGUGCAUGGUUUAUGGACGAGAGCUACUACCCCGAGGACUAUAACCGCCAAGUGAGGGGCUGGUUGGCCGAUGCGAAUCCUCGCCACAACCGUGUUCGCAUCGUGCUGAUGCAAACAGCGGCUGGCCCUCAAUGGAUAGUUGUCCAGGAUACGCCUGAAGACCCGAUCAAGGACUUUUGCAUUGCAGAAAUCCUAUCAAAGGCUCCCGCAAAUGGAGACGAAAAUAACUUGGAGUUUCCUACCGACCUUCCUGCGUUCGAGGCCCACGGAGCCAAAGGGUGCGAUCUUGUUUGA